UUUGAAACGCGCGCGCGUGGACCAUGCUGGUCCAGCUGGUGCUUCGAUUCGUGCAAAGGAGCUGCCAAAGCGCAGCCAAAGGAGCGAUCGAUGGACCGAGCCAACAUCUCGGUGAGCUACGCCGGCGCCGCCAGCCUCGCGCUCUUCGGGCAGAACGACGACUGCCACAAGUGUGCCCUCGUGCGCCUCCUUCCGGAUGGCUGCACCGACGUCAACUGCUCGACGCUCUCGUCAGACGCGAGCCUGUACCUUCUCAACACGGUGUACCCGUGGAGCCUCGAGCUGCGCGCCGACGACAACGACACGGCGGUCUGGUCGGAGCGCCGAACGUUUGCUGACACGGGCGUCUACGCCAUGCGUGUCGAGGACGCGACGGGCGACGCCGUGGCCGUCACGUUCAGCACGACGGUCGAGCCGUCGCCGUCGCGCAUCUUCCUCGUGAUCGGCCUCGUGCUCCUUGCGUGGUUGCUCUCGUGCUUUGGGCUCUUCUUCUACAAGCAGCGCCGCGCCCAUGCUUCCGCACCGUCGUCCACGGGCGACCUCGAGGCUCCUAUUGACUACUGCGGGGACGACGCACGCAGCGAUGACGACACCCACGAGCAGCCACUGCUCGCGCCGCCACCGCCGGCCAAGACGCGCGUUGUGAGUCUCGACGUCUUCCGCGGGCUCACGAUCGUGUGCAUGAUCUUCACCAACCUCGGCGGCGGACGGUACUGGUUCUGGACGCAUGCCACGUGGAACGGGCUCACGCCGGCCGACGUCGUCUUCCCUUGGUUUGUGUGGAUCAUGGGCGUGACCAUGAACAUCGGCAUGCGGUGUCAUGUGAAGAAGGGCACGUCGCUCUGGACGCUUGUGCGGAGCAGCCUCGUCCGCGCGAUCAAGCUCUUUUGCCUCGGGCUCUUUGUCAACAACAUGCACGACCUGGACACGUGCCGCGUUCCUGGCGUCCUGCAGACGUUCGCCUUUGCCUACUUGCUCGUGACGCUGAUCGUGGUCGCGGGCGUGUCGGGCAAGACGCCAGUGCAGACGCACCUGAUCCAAGCCGGCCUCGUUCUCGGCGUCACGGCCAUUUACCUCGGGCUCAUCUUUUUCUUGCCCGUACCCGGUUGCCCGACGGGGUACUUUGGGCCGGGUGGCGAUGGUGAUUUUGGCGAGUACCGCGACUGCCUCGGCGGCGCCCAUCGGGUCGUGGACCGGUACAUUUUUGGCGACGAGCACAUGCUGCAGGGGGGCACCCCCAUGGGGGUGUACGGCCCGGAAGGUCCGUGGGACCCCGAGGGCUUUCUCAAUUGGCUCUCGGCGUCGGUCUUGACGUACUUGGGCUACGUGGUCGGCGGCGCCUUCCUCAAUACAGCGUGCUGGAAGCGCAAGACGGUGCUUUUGUGUGGCGCAGGCGGUGUCUCAUGCCUCGUCGGGCUCGUUCUCUGCGGCUUUACGAUCAACGACGGCUUCAUCCCGAUCAACAAGAAUCUGUGGAGUCUCUCGUUCGUCUGUGUGACGUCGGGGCUCGCGUGCGUUGGGCUCUGCGUCAUGUACCUCCUUGUCGACAAGUUUGGCAUUUGGUCGGGCGCGCCGCUCUCGUACGCUGGCAUGAACGCGAUCGUGCUCUACGUCGGGCACGAGACGCUCGGGGGCUUCUUCCCCUUUUCGUACGAGCACGCUGAGACCCACACGGCGUGGACGCUCUCCAACCUCAUCGGCACCGCGUCUUGGGUCGCGAUCGCCUACGCUAUGUACCGCAAAAAGAUCUUUAUCACGGUGUAACUCGGCCGACGAUACGGAACCUACCCCUACGAUUUCUUCACAAUGGUUAAAUAGGUCUAUCGACAGUGUUAAAACUCGUUUUCUUUGUCGGGCAG
Messenger RNA from Saprolegnia diclina VS20, 1859 nucleotides. RefSeq lists its product as hypothetical. Lineage: Eukaryota; Oomycota; Saprolegniomycetes; Saprolegniales; Saprolegniaceae. The record is from RefSeq and is a predicted model, not a curated record. Bases 91 to 1764 code for a protein of 557 amino acids. The transcript has 8 exons.